CCCCAGUAAACUCGACAAGUAAACUUCUGUGUUGAUGGCGCGACGGCGAGAAGCGAACAAGGUCACCCUCCCCUAGCCAUUCCCCAUUUUUAAACCGUACAUUAGACAUUGGAACAGAGAUCUGUGCGUGUCUGUACGUGUAUAUUAGCCGGCUCCUCUCCUCCUCCUGUCCCGUCGCCGCCUCCUUGGUCCCUUCCUCCCCCGUCGCUCUCUCUCUCUCUCUCCCAAGCCCGCACCCACGGCACCCAGAGUCCCCAUCGGCUCCUUUCUUCUUGGCCGACCGUCCGUCGUCAUUCUUGUGACUGCACGGCCCUCCCCCUUCCCCCUUGGCCCGCCACGCCACGCGCCCUCCGUCCUCGUGCACCAUGGCUUCCAGCGCAGGAGGAAUCAUGGCCUCCCCCGAGGAGGCCGAGCGCCUUGCCGCCGUCGAGAAGAAGCUCGCCAUGACAUCGGGCGGCAACGCCGCCUUCAAGAACUACAACAACCAGUUCGCCCACAUCGCCGACCCCACUGAGCGGCGCCGUCUGGCCCUGGCCGAGAUCGACAGUGUCCCCUUUGGCUGGUACCACGUGCGCACCAUCGCCAUUGGCGGAAUUGGCUUCAUGACGGACAGCUACGACAUCUUCGCCGUUGGUCUGAUUACGGGUCUGCUGGGCAUCGUCUACUACGGCGGCACCCUGUCGUCCGACGACGACACGGCCCUCAAGGUUUCGACCUCGACCGGCACCAUGGUCGGCCAGAUCGGCUUCGGAAUCAUUGCCGACUACCUCGGAAGGAAAAAGAUUUACGGAUUUGAGCUUCUCAUCAUCAUCUGCACCACCCUCGUCCAGGCGCUGUCGGCAGGCUCGCCAGGCGUAUCCAUCAUCGGCGUCCUGGUCUUCUGGCGUAUCAUCAUGGGCAUCGGUAUCGGAGGUGACUACCCCCUCAGCGCCACCAUCACGUCCGAGUUUGCCACGACCAAGUGGCGCGGCUUCAUGAUGAACGCCGUAUUCGCCAUGCAGGGCAUCGGCCAGCUCUGCGCCGCCCUCGUGCUGCUCAUCACCACAGCCGCCUUCAAGUCGCAGCUGGAGAUGGCGAGCUCGCCCGCCGCCUGCUCGAGCAACGGAGCCUGCGUCGCCGCCGCCGACAGGAUGUGGCGUAUCAUCAUCGGCUUCGGUGCCGUUCCCGGCAGCAUCGCGCUUUACUUCCGUCUCACCAUCCCCGAGACCCCGCGGUACACGUUCGAUGUUGAGAAGGAUGCCGAGAAGGCCAACGCUCUCCUGCACGGCUCGGCCGAGGAGCCCGCCGAGCCCCCCAAGGCGUCGCGCGCCGAGUUCUUCCGCCACUACAAGCAGUGGAAGAACCUCAAGGUUCUUCUGGGCUGCGCCCUGUCGUGGUUCUUCCUUGAUAUCGCCUUUUAUGGCCUUGGGCUGAACAACCCCAUCAUCCUGAACGCCAUCGGCUGGUCCGGAGGCGGCAACAUGUACCACAUCAUGCACAACACGGCCGUCGGCAACCUCGUCCUCGUCUUGGCCGGCGCCGUGCCGGGCUACUGGGUCUCUGCCGGCAUCAUCGACACGGUCGGCCGCAAGCCCGUCCAGCUCUUCGGCUUCUUCGCCCUGACCCUCAUCUUCUUCGUCAUCGGCUUCAAGUUCUGGGACCUGUCGGGCAACGAGCUGCUGGCGCUCUACACCAUCGCCCAGUUCUUCUUCAACUGCGGGCCCAACAGCACCACCUUUGUCAUCCCCGGCGAGGUGUUCCCGACAAAGUACCGCUCCACCUCGCACGGCAUCUCGGCCGCGUCGGGCAAGCUCGGCGCCAUCAUCGCCCAGGUCGUCUUUGGGCCCCUCAAGAGCAUCGGGGCCGACAAGGAGCGCGCGAAGCUCGACCCCCGCUGGCUGUACCCCUGGAUCAACCACAUCAUGCAGAUCUUUGCCUGCAUCAUGGCCCUCGGCUUCUUCACCACCCUGCUCAUCCCCGAGACGGCCCGCAAGACGCUCGAGGAGCUCGGCGGCAUGGAUGAGCCCACCGAGGCCGUCCCCAAGUCCGACUCCUCCCAGGACGUCGUGCCCGCCGCCGAGGCCGAGUCCUCCAAGAGGCCUGCCGCCCAGGAGGGCACUUCAUGAUCAAAAUCUAGCUCUUUUUUUCUUUCUUUUUUCGUUAACCCGUGUUUCUCUUGUUCUCCAAGGGGGUGGGGGGGGAAGGCCGGGAGUUGGAAAUACCUCAUCGUUUUUACUCACAUAGCGUAAGAGUGCAUAUGGAGUACUACUGUCGGAGGGGGGUUGGGAUCCUGAUACGCCUGGCAGGGGAAAUAAGGGUAGGCGGGGCGAGCAAAAGCAGCGCUCCUGCUUUGGCUCGUACCAAGGGGUAUGUAUAUACAUGCAUUGGCCGGAAGGGAUAAUGGCGGUUUUAUUGCAGAUGACAUAAUCAACAUAUCACUCCCUACCAAA
Molecule: messenger RNA, 2429 nt
Organism: Gaeumannomyces tritici R3-111a-1
Lineage: Eukaryota; Fungi; Ascomycota; Sordariomycetes; Magnaporthales; Magnaporthaceae
Product: phosphate:H+ symporter
Exons: 7
Coding region: 366-2105 (579 amino acids)
Biological process (GO): phosphate ion transport; transmembrane transport
Cellular component (GO): membrane
Molecular function (GO): phosphate transmembrane transporter activity
Source: RefSeq, a predicted model, not a curated record